AGGGAGGGGGGGUACCCACAUAUAAUAAACCGUAACGUAAUAGACGCUUAAUUGCGAUUUAUUAUGGAGGAGAAGAAGGAGAAGGAGGGCGAAGCGGAGAUCCAGGAGCACGGUCCCGAACAUUGGUUCUCCAAAUGGGAGCGGCAGUGUUUGGCCGAAGCGGAGCGACAGGAGCCGAGCGACGACGAGUCGGAGCAAAGUCAGCAGAAACUAUGGCAUCUUUUCCAAAAUUCAGCCACUGCGGUCGCACAGCUAUACAAAGACAGAGUUUGUCAACAGCAGGGUCUGUCUCUCUGGGUUCCCUUCCAGAACGCAGCUACUGCCGUCACCAACCUAUACAAAGAGUCACUAGAGUCCCACCAGCGGAGCUAUGAGUUGGGGGUCCAGCGAGCGUACCAGCGUCGUAACAAAGACAUGCUGGCCUGGGUGAAGAAGAGGAGGAGAAACAUCAGGAGGGAGGACCUCAUCAGCUUUUUGUGUGGCAAGGCCCCGCCCCCACGCAACCCCCGUCGCGACGCACAGACACCCAAACACGGCCACGCCCUCUCUGUGAUGUCACCCGGCAGGCCGCCGUCCACGGAGAGCGGGUCGUCUGUCGAGGCUGACCUGCAGCCCUUCAGAGAGGCCAUCGCACUGCACGGCCUGAGUGGGGCGAUGGCCAGUAUAUCCGUUCGUUCCGGUGCCCCUGGCUCUCCGACGCACCUAACACGCGACAGCCCCGUCACUCAGCAGCCGGGUCGUAACCGUAGGAACGGUCUCCACGACGUCGACCUGAACACCUUCAUCGCCGAGGAGAUGGCGCUCCAUUUGGAGAACGCCGCGGCAACCGCUGCAGCCAAUAGGAAGAGGGCGUCUGCCCAGUGCAGUGACGUCAUCACAGACUCGCCCGCCCAUAAACGCAACCGGAUGCUCUGAGUGUCCCCGGAUAUCACACACACACACACACACACACACGCUCAAGGCACGUUUCACACACGCACAUCGACACACACACACACGCUCAAGGCACAUUUCACACACACUAGAUAUUUCUACUUUGCUGUCGUGGCCCGAGCUGAUUGGAUGAUGACUCGUCCACCAGGCCGGCCAAUCAAACCCUCCCAACCUCAACCUGGCACCUCCCCCUCUGUUGCUUUCAUAAAAAAAGAUAAAUGUAAAAUAUUAAAAAGCCACUUAUUCCCUCCUCCUUCUCCGACAUCCCUCCUUCCUGUGUUCCUUCCUUUCCUCGUGGUUGGCAUGACAACGACUUGGAAUGAUAGCACAAACAGACUGGAGGCUCACCAGCAGCCUGUCUCGACCACUGGGAUGAAAACUGUGUUGGCCAUGUGUUCUGAGUGGUGGGGAAAUGGGACAGACCUGCCCCUCCCCCCUCCUUUUACUAGAGGUGUGUUGGGGUCCUGAGGCCUAGAAGCCUUCCUGUAUAGUAGCCCCUCCCCCCUCCUGUUACUAGAGGUGUGUUGGGGUCCUGAGGCCUAGAAGCCUUCCUGUAUAGUAGCCCCUCCCCCCUCCUGUUACUAGAGGUGUGUUGGGGUCCUGAGGCCUAGAAGCCUUCCUGUAUAGUAGCCCCUCCCCCUCCUGUUACUAGAGGUGUGUUGGGGUCCUGAGGCCUAGAAGCCUUCCUGUAUAGUAGCCCCUCCCCCUCCUGUUACUAGAGGUGUGUUGGGGUCCUGAGGUCUAGAACCUUCCUGUAUAGUAGCCCCUCCCCCCUCCUGUUACUAGAGGUGUGUUGGGGUCCUGAGGCCUAGAAGACUUCCUGUAUAGUAGCCCCUCCCCCCUCCUGUUACUAGAGGUGUGUUGGGGUCCUGAGGCCUAGAAGCCUUCCUGUAUAGUGGCCCCUCCCCCCUCCUGUUACUAGAGGUGUGUUGGGGUCCUGAGGCCUAGAAGCCUUCCUGUAUAGUAGCCCCUCACCUCUCAAGCGACUGUGGUUCUAGUCUCCCUCCUCUCGAUGCGUGUGUGUUGGACAGAACUGCCACUAAGUGUGUGUGACUUGUCUUUGCCUUUUGAGGAAGCUGCUAUCUCUGGCACAGCGGGAAGUUCUGGGGUGUGUGUCUGCCGGCACGUGGCUGUGUGUGUGUUCGUUGAGCACAAUCCUGACUGGAUUCAUGUGUAUUUGUGUUUUGUUUUUAUAAAGCCUCCACCCCAAUAGCUCUUCCUGUCUCCUCUGUCUAACCUUUAACCCCAAGUCCUCUUAUCUACAGUGUAUAUACAUUAUGACAACUUGGUUCUGCUGUUGUAUGAUGCAGACAUACAUGUGGUACAUAUUGUAAAAAAUAAAAAAAACAAUUGUAAAAAAAGAAAUGCAAAACCAUUGAAUUGUUUAAAAUGUAAAAUAAUGAUUCUGGCAUUAAACAAACCAAGCUUUUAACUAUGAA
Oncorhynchus masou masou (cherry salmon) is the source of this 2372-nucleotide messenger RNA. Its product is annotated as HUWE1-associated protein modifying stress responses-like. The record is from RefSeq and is a predicted model, not a curated record. The coding region runs from base 64 to 915 and encodes 283 amino acids. NCBI's taxonomy places the organism in Eukaryota, Metazoa, Chordata, Actinopteri, Salmoniformes, Salmonidae. The transcript is spliced from 4 exons.